AUGGAGGAAAAGGCGUAUUGAAUACUGAGAGACCAGGACGCUGAUGGCUGGGGACGCUCUGAUUUCCCUAUCAUCUGCGAGUCUUGCCUCGGUGUCAAUCCUUAUGUCCGAAUGACACAGGUAGAUUAUGAUAAAGAGUGCAAGCUCUGUACCCGACCAUUCUCAGUUUUCAGGUGGCGACCUGGUCGGGGCAAAACAGAAGUUUGUCACACAUGUUGCAAGCGGAAGAAUGUGUGUCAAGUCUGUCUGUUGUUGGAUCUUGAGUAUGGUCUUCCAGUUCAAGUCAGAGACACGGCGCUCAACAUUGGCAAUCAUAACUCUAUCCCAAAGAGCGAUGUCAACAGGGAGUUAUUCGCUGAAGAACAUGAUCAAAGGACGAGAGCAGGACUAGAUUAUGAAUCUUCUUUUGGGAAGAUUCGACCUAACGAUACCAUUGGUAUCAUUCAAAGAACAACGCCACACUACAAGAGGAACCGAGCACAUAUCUGUAGCUUCUACAUUAGGGGAGAAUGUACGAAAGGUGAUGAGUGUCCAUACCGGCAUGAGAUGCAUGCAACAGGAGAGCAUGUACUAAACACAUUUUGCAGUGUAAACGAUCCAGCAGCGUCGAAGUUACUUGGAAAGGCUGGUGCGAUGAGCACUUUGGAAUCUCCAGAAGAUCAAAGCAUCAGGACGCUUUACGGUGGUUGGCUAAACUCGAGAGUCCUUGAGCAAGACAUAGGAGAUUAGUUCUACACCUAUGGAGAUAUCGAAUCCAUCGGAAUCUUGGCUGAGAAAGCAUGUGCCUUUGUCACAUACACAACCCGAGAAGGAGCAGAGAAAGCUGCAGAAGAGCUCAGCAACAAGCUACUUGUCAAUAGUGAGAAGCUCAAUCCUCCUCAGACUCCAAGCUCAGCUUCUGCUCCAACACCUGACUCUAUGUCUGGUGUCCUCCUCUCAGCAAUCUACUGA
Molecule: messenger RNA, 951 nt
Organism: Brassica oleracea var. oleracea
Lineage: Eukaryota; Viridiplantae; Streptophyta; Magnoliopsida; Brassicales; Brassicaceae
Product: zinc finger CCCH domain-containing protein 25
Cellular component (GO): U2-type catalytic step 2 spliceosome; U2-type catalytic step 1 spliceosome; Prp19 complex
Molecular function (GO): metal ion binding; U6 snRNA binding; pre-mRNA binding
Source: RefSeq, a predicted model, not a curated record